UUUGAAAGUUUGCUGACGUCACAGCCUGGAUGCCUGUUACGCACACUCCUCGGUGUGUUGGACGGUAUGUGGAGAGUAGGCAUGUCGGAGGAGAUAGGCAAGGCGCUCCAAUCGGCGAUGGACCGGGUGAAUCAGGCGGUGGCACGGCGGUCAAAGGCGUUGCCAGCCUUGCCACCCCGCCUGGUGGCUGUCAGCAAGACGAAGCCCCCCGAGAUGGUGAUAGAAGCUUACAAACAAGGUCAACGUAACUUUGGAGAAAACUAUGUCAAUGAACUUGUGGAUAAAGCUUCAAAUACAGAGAUUUUACAAUCUUGUCCAGAAAUCGAGUGGCAUUUUAUUGGCCAUUUACAGAAGAACAAUGUCAACAAACUUUUAGGGGUUCCCCAUCUGUUCAUGGUGGAGACGGUGGACUCUGCCAAGCUGGCAGACAAGGUGAACAGCUCCUGGCAGCGUCUCAGAGCCGCCAGCUCACAGAGGUUAAGGAUUAUGCUGCAGAUCAACACCAGUGGAGAGCAGAGUAAACAUGGGCUACCCCCAGAGGAAACGGUGAACACGGUGAAACACAUAGUGUCCCAGUGCACUGCAUUGCACUUCUCCGGACUCAUGACUAUUGGCCGCUCUGGCUUUGAUCUCAGUCAAGCCCAAAACCCAGACUUUCAGAUGCUGCUGAGUCAAAGGAAGAAGGUGUGCGACAAUCUGAACCUGCCUAUGGAGGAUGUAGAGCUCAGUAUGGGAAUGUCAAAUGAUUUCGAACAUGCGAUUGAGGUGGGCGCAACUAACGUGCGGGUGGGAAGCUUAAUCUUCGGCAACAGGGAUUACCCAAACAGCGCGGCCAACACCCCCAGCCCGAGUCCAGAGAAGAGGUCAAAGGUCCUGACUGAGGAGGCGGCCAAGAAGAUGGAGCACCUCACCGUGUCUGAACACUGAAAGAACCAACCAUUAGGUCUUCCUCCUACCUCCCUUUAAAGAGAUAACCCUCUUCACAUGCACGUACACUGAACUGAGAAGAGGAGCAAGAUAUUUUAAUCUGCAAAGCCAAGUUUGGAACACAUUAAGUCAUCUCAAAGUGUAUUUGUGCCAUCAUUUUGAUUUAUUUGUGUGUACUUUUGUUCUAUUGACCACCUAGAAUGAUGCAUAAGAAAUCUUGCUGAUUUUUUUAAUCAUUUUUGAAAUCGGUAAUCUCUUAUACGAGGCACUAAAAUAAAUAAAAAAACAGGUGUUCUUACUUACUGGUAGACACCAUGACAGCAGAAAUACUGGCUACAAGGCAGGUGACUUAACUUCUGAUUUGCCAUAUGACUGAAAACAUUGAGUUUAACAAAUGAUGUAUCGUGUAAAAAGUUUAAUAUGUGCUUUAAGGAUGAAAUGUUUUCUACUAAUUUCUUCAACCCUCCGAUGUGACAGUGCUGAAUUGUGCUUGACUGUGUACAUUAACCCCCUCCCCUUGAGGUCUGGAGCGCCACUCUGUAAGAUGUACUUUUUUGUGCUACAGAAGAAAGAAACUUGGUUAAAUAAAAUAAUUAUCCCUUUAUAAGGACA
Messenger RNA from Gadus morhua (Atlantic cod), 1539 nucleotides. RefSeq names its product pyridoxal phosphate binding protein (gene plpbp). Gene Ontology annotation, molecular function: pyridoxal phosphate binding. The record is from RefSeq and is a predicted model, not a curated record. The coding region runs from base 67 to 927 and encodes 286 amino acids. The transcript has 8 exons. Lineage: Eukaryota; Metazoa; Chordata; Actinopteri; Gadiformes; Gadidae. Gene Ontology annotation, cellular component: intracellular anatomical structure.